Messenger RNA from Anguilla rostrata (American eel), 3379 nucleotides. RefSeq lists its product as uncharacterized. The transcript is spliced from 4 exons. NCBI's taxonomy places the organism in Eukaryota, Metazoa, Chordata, Actinopteri, Anguilliformes, Anguillidae. The record is from RefSeq and is a predicted model, not a curated record. The coding region runs from base 409 to 1230 and encodes 273 amino acids.
AUCCACUUCGUUUACAUUUUUGAGAAAAUCUAAUAACAUUUGAAAUAACUACUUGUGUUUUUAUGCAUGGAUAUGAAAUUCAAUUUUGCGUUUUAUAAUUAUAAUUUAUGUAAUUUGUAAAUAAAAUUCUUAUAGCCUAAUGACAGAAUUGUGGUUUGUCAAAAUAGGUUUUUUAGUCUAAUACAUGAGACAAAACUAAAAGGCUCGUUGAUGUGUGUUGUUUUAACGUUGGGGAAGGGGCAUGAAUCCAAUUUGAACCUCUUUGGAAUCUUGCAGUCAGUUGUACUUUAAUUUUAAUUACUUUUCUCGGUGGCGUGUGACUGUUGAACUGCGUUUCUUAAUUAGGAGGGCAACGGUGUCACGAGUAAACCACUGCGUCUCGAGAGCAUCGAGGAUACGGGUUGCGAAAUGAACCUUCGUAAGCUUUUGAUUUUAUUGUUAUUUUUUGUAACAGUUUCAUCUUCUCCCCCUUCGUCUCCUCCUACCGUUCCUUCGGUACCGGAGAAGAAGAAAGCCGGUUGUAUAAAAGUGAAUAAUUGCAAGUGUAUCAUGAGCGAUGGUUCAGGAGUAAUUAACCUGGCUGCGUUGGGGGAUUCGGAUGGCUACCUGGAGCGAUUUAAACCCAUCCUGUCUGAGAAGGUACCCGCUAGCACAGAGCUACUUCUAUCCUUCAGCCCGUGUUUACCUUUUUCGGAGCCUGAGGAUUUCGCUGGUACGGACUGCUUGGAUGUGGCAGCGUGCUUGAUCGUCAGGCAUCGCAAAAACAACAGAUUUGUAAGUCGCUAUAUUAACUAUGGGAGACAUGAAGGCAAUGAAUUUCAAUACAAUGACAGCACUAAGACCCUGUCUGUUGCAUACCCAGUCCUGAGCACAAGCCGCCCCCAGACCAUAGUGCACUACCACUGCAGUCCCAACCGCUCCAUCACCUUCUCUCACCAUUUUGGGAGAGACAUGCCUCUGCAGAUUCAGGUGGAUAGUCCCUGUGCCUGCCCCAAUGCCUGCGCCUUGGAGGAUGUGGGUCCCGGCACCAUCUUCCUCAUCAUCCUCUGCCUCAGCAUGACAGCUUACCUUAUCUUGGGCUCCUGUGCUCUACGGCCCUUCCGGACCAGCAGUGGGGUCCAGAUUGCCCCAGAAGAGAGCUUAUGGUGCAUGCUGUGUUACCUCUUCACAGAGAGAAAGGGGAAGAGACCACGUCGGAGAUGCUACUCUCUGAAGGAGGAGACUCUGUAAACGUGGGACACACAGGCAGGGGAGGACAUGAGACACAGGGAAAUAGAGAAAUACAUGGGGGAAACAUUGGUGGUCUAAGGGGGAAGCUGGCUGUUUUGGAGGACUGGGCAAUGCACUGUAGCCUUGUAUUACACAGAGCUUCCCCUUCUCAAUGUAUAAAAGCAUCUUGAUCCUGAACUUUUCAGGGACUAUGAGCUUGUUUGUGCCACUAGAUGGAGCCGAAAAUCCAUUUAUGAGCGAUGGUAUGACAAACAUUGAUAGUGAUGUUUAGAAUUGUGUAUGAAGGCUAUAAAAUGUAUCUUUUCAUAAGCACAGCCUUUGGAAACAUAACAUCAUUGUAUAAUCUGCCCUGAAGAUGCAUUAAGUGUAUUUUCUUUAGACCACAAACCUCCAGAUAUCCCUACAGUAGCUAUUGUAAAGAUGGUUGGUCAUCAGAAACGUCUCUAAAUAUCUAAAAUGUCCAUCUGUACACAAAAACUGUGUUUGGGCCAAUGAAAAACAUAAACAAAAUCUGAAAUAAUAUUUUUUAAAACCCAGAAAUCCCUUGCAAGAAGAACCUGCACAGAAUGUACAUAUCCACAGGUCAUUAUUGCCAUUUAGAUGGGCUGAUGAGAACCAGAUGAUUAGAUAAGGGUUUUGGUCCAGGAGAACCUGGUAAAUGCUGAUUUUUAAGACAGCAAAUCCUGUAACCCUGGACAAGCAGUCAUUGUAGAUCCUUCCAUGAUUCCAUGAUUUUAACUCCUCACAUUGCAGGUUAGGCUCACAGUCGUUAGGUUUUGUAAGCCUUCAUUUCCCAGUCAUAUGUUUGGUUUCAGUGACCAGGUGUCCCCACUUUUCCCUCAGUAUUCUGGACUCAAAUCUGAUUUUAGAUGUUAAUUUGUGAAUCAAUCAACCAUCUAUUCAGUUAAUGAAUUAGUUAUGCAUAAUGUAACCCUCUUUACAGUCUACAACUCAUUUCAUGCUGGAAAUAUCAGGUUAUUUUAGCUAAAUCAGAAGCAGUGGUUACCAACCCUGUUCCUGGAGAUCUACCAUCCUGUAGGUUUUCACUCAAAUGCUAAUUUGGCAUACCUGAUUCCACUAAUUAGCAGCUCAACAAGAUUUAUAGCUGUUGAAUGAGGUGUGCUUUAUAAGGGUUGGAGCAAAAACCUACAAGAUGGUAGAUAUCCAGGAACAGGUUUGGUUAACACUGAGCUAAAGUAGAGGCAGCACACACAUGGGACCCCAGAUCUGUAUCAGGGAACCCCUAGAUUAGGCUGAUGCUGCCAUGCAAUAUAAGGUUUUUUGGAUCUUUGCUAUGCCCAGUUUAAACCCAUGCCUGUGAUCAUGAAGGAUGUUCCAUCUUUUGGGCCACAGCAUAUACUGAUUUUGUUCCAACUGCUUUUAAUUAUGUUUGAUUUAACUGUAUCUGAAUACUGACCUGUUUUAACAUGUCACGGCAUUCACUAUUGUGCAAAUAAUUUAUGAAAGUAAUGCACAAUUGGACAUGAUUGCUAGAACAAAAAAAGACACAAUGGAUUAGCAUUUGUUCAUACCUAUUCCAGAAACUCAUUAGGGAAGCUCUUACAAUGAAGCCAAAUUGGAAUUUAAUGUUCCAGGCUUUCAACAAUCAAAUAAUCUUAAUCAAGAUGAACACUAAUUUGUAGGACUAAUUUGUUUAAAGUGAGAAAAUUAGGACAAGGCAGCAAAGCAUCAUUUAUUGUAGCUUUUUGUUAGCACAUACUCCACAUCUAUGUUUCUAUAAAUACAUAUAAGUAUAUGUAGUGUGUACAUUUUCUAUUAAGGUGCAGAGAUUAAUAAAAUCUCAUUACUGAAGAAUUCAAAGCAUCAGGUAAUUCAGGCAGUUGAUUAAACAUGAUUUCCAUUCAUAUAAACUGAUGGAGUCUAUUUUUCUAAAAUAAAUAUAUGAGAAAACAAUGACAGACAAACUUGUUUGAGGUACUCAACAACAAUUUUAUUUUCCCCAAAAUAUUACAUUUACAUUCCCUGUUGUACUACAGUCUUGUAUAGAGAUGUGUACAAAUAUUCUUUUAACCCACUACAUCACAGUGUUCCUCCAAAAAGAACUAAAUUGAAUGUAACAGAAUGUAAAUCCUGUGUAGAGACAUGGGGAAAAAGUGAAAAUUAGAGCCAUAUUUGUAUAUUGUAUUUU